UGGGUAAACAGUUGGCUUUUACCUUUCGAUGGGUAUAGAUGUUUUAUUAGCGACUUCUGCGAAUAAAUGAAAUAAAUAUACAUAUAAAAUAAUCUCUCUUCAUUUGGAAUUGGGACGUCAUAUAAAAAGUAAAUCUCUGUGAUUCAAAGAACCUAAGACAUUAUGACAAGUGUUCUGUGAAUAAGUUUUAUUUGAUUUUGAAAUUACUUUAUUUUCUAGUUCAAUAUCAGUGUGACUAUAAAAUCGCAAAAUAUUCCAGAGACAGAGACACUUUCACUUUGGCGCUCAUUCCAGUCAAGUCUUAAGCCAUAAUAGUCUUCAUAGUUGAGAGCAAGAAUUCCACUUGAAGGCCGAUCUCUGUGUAUACAAGAAUACUAUUUUUUUUUAAAUAAAUCUUUUUUUUGUGAUAUCUUGCAGUUGUCUGUAGUAAUUUGAGUUUAUAGCGUAUUAUAGUCAAAAAAAUAUCGUCCAAGAUUGAAUACUUCAGGUGAUUUAUAGCGAAGAAUAAUAAAUCAAUUGGUGGAAAAUUUUCAGUGUCCAAUCUUCAAAUCGACAAGAAAAUUUAUUAUCUGCAUCUAUACACAUGUUUAAAAGGUGAUAUGUAAAUACCACCACUUGAACUGUUCACAUAGUAAAAUGAUAAAAUUGCAAUAAUUAUCGUUCGUUGCAUCUAUAAAAGAAGAAAAUACCUUGGAACUUUUCAUACGUUCAGUGUAAAUUUGUAUAUUAACUAUGAAAGAACGAAAUAAUCAUGAUGCGGAACAUCAGCAGCAAACAGAUGCCACGGAGAGGAGAAUGGGAUUAUUCAAAUUUGAUAUAGGUGUUCGGCAUUACCAGUCAGGUUUACUUUUUCUCCUCCUUCUCGUUGGAUAUGCUCUCCGAGUCAACAUGUCCGUGGGCAUUGUGGCAAUGGUCGACAAUACCACUGCGAAUCCCGACUUUGAGGAGUAUAAUUGGAAUGAGCAGACACAGUCACUCAUUCUGUCCAGUUUCUUUUGGGGCUACAUUCUUGUCCAACUUCCGGCUGGAACGUGGGCACGAAAGUUUGGCGCCAAAAUUCUACUGAGCUCAAGCAUGGGUCUAUGUUCUUUACUGACCCUCCUUACUCCCAUAGCUGCCAGUUCAGGAGGAUGGGUUGCUGUCGUCGUCUUAAGAAUACUUCUGGGAGUGAGUCAAGGUUUCAUUUUCCCCUGUGUUCAUACGCUCCUAGCUCAAUGGGUACCACCGUCCGAGAGAUCUCGAUUAGGUACCUUCGUUUACGCGGGCUCCCCCCUGGGCAAUGUUCUCAUGUUAGCCCUAUCGGGUGUUCUGGCAUCAUCCUCACUUGGGUGGCCGAGUAUUUUCUACGUAUCGGGUGUUAUCGGUGUUAUCUGGACAGUGCUCUUUUUCACAUUUGGAAGCAAUUCACCGGAAGAGGAUGCUCGUAUUACAGCUACUGAACGCAUGUUCAUUCAGGAAACUCUUGGCCAAGAAACAAACACCGAGGAGAUUAAAAAAUUUACAACACCAUGGAAGAAGAUCUUCACAUCUUUACCUUUCAUUUCACUUAUCGUGGCGCAUAGUGCUCAAAAUUGGGGCUUCUGGACAUUGCUCACCGAGAUUCCGACGUAUAUGAAGAAUGUACUUGAAAUGGAUAUAAAGAAGAAUGCUCUCUUAUCUGCUCUUCCUUACCUCGUUAUGUGGCUGGGUAGUUUUGUAUUUAGCCCAAUUUCGGACUACCUCAUCAAUAAAGGAUACCUCUCUGUUGGGAAUACACGAAAGCUCUUCAAUUCCAUUGGACUCUACUUCCCAAUGUUUGCCCUUAUUGGCCUUGGCUAUGUAACAAAGGAUCAUACAGAAAUUGCCGUAUUUCUGCUAACAUUCGGCGUGGGAAUUAAUAGUGGAACGUACGUGGGAUUUAUGCUCAAUCACAUGGAUUUGUCUCCGGUUUAUGCUGGAACUCUUAUGGGUAUAACAAAUUUCUCUGCCAACAUCAUGUCAAUUCUAGGGCCUCUCUUUGUGGGACUAAUAGUGUCUGAUGCUACAAAUCCCGUUGAAUGGAGGGUGGUAUUCUUCGUUGCGGCUGCCAUAUACUUUAUCGGUAACACUUUCUUCGUAAUAUUUGGAAGUGGAGAAAUUCAACCAUGGAAUAAUCCAGUGAGAAACAAUGGCGAUGAAUUAGAGUCCCGUGAUGCUAGUAAAUCAACCGAAACUGUGACAACAAUUAAAUAAAUUUUUACUUUUGUAUGUGUAUAUAAAUUUUUAAAUAAUAUUAAAUGUUAUGAGAACAA
Lutzomyia longipalpis is the source of this 2270-nucleotide messenger RNA. RefSeq names its product putative inorganic phosphate cotransporter. Gene Ontology annotation, molecular function: transmembrane transporter activity. NCBI's taxonomy places the organism in Eukaryota, Metazoa, Arthropoda, Insecta, Diptera, Psychodidae. Bases 733 to 2211 code for a protein of 492 amino acids. The record is from RefSeq and is a predicted model, not a curated record. The transcript is spliced from 8 exons. Gene Ontology annotation, biological process: monoatomic anion transport; transmembrane transport. Gene Ontology annotation, cellular component: plasma membrane.